AUGCACAUUGCCCAUGUAUUUGCCUACAACCUCGUGGUUGUAAAUCUGGUGGGAUUGAGCCUUUCUGGCCUGAUUUUCCUCGCGAUUGCGCAUCUGGGCCGGAAGUACUGCCGGGACGUGACGACCAUGUGCCACCAGGUUGCCAAUUUCCGAGUGGCAGCUGCGAAGAGCCACUGCUGUGCCUCCAAGCACAGGAUUGCUGGCAGCCAGAAGUCCAUGAUCUGCGACCGGGAAAUUGUGCAGCGGUGUAUUCGCAAGUGGUUUGGCAGCACUGAAGCCUUUGAACGGCGAGUCCAUACCGAG
This is a messenger RNA of Symbiodinium pilosum, 303 nucleotides long. The record is from the annotation of a GenBank genome assembly. NCBI's taxonomy places the organism in Eukaryota, Dinophyceae, Suessiales, Symbiodiniaceae.